AUGAUUCCCUCUGUCAUGCUCGGUCCAGUAGUGGCUAUGCCACCAGCUUGCGCCCUUCUUUGUGCACAGAUUGCCAUGAUCCAUGGGCAUGCAUUACCGCUGUGCUUUUUGGUGGCAGCUGUUUCGGCAAUGCUCGCGCACGGGCUUCUCUUGGUUCCCAGCGUCGCCUUUCAAUAUUCUUUGCCGAUAGUCCUCGGCCCUGGAUCAGGUCUUUGCACUGCGAAGAUCUUGGGCGGAGACCGCUGUGUUCUGUUUUGUGUCGCAGCCCUUAUCCUCCCUGUUCUGGUGCACUGUGCAUUGAUGCUCCGAGUGAUGAAAGUUGCGAGCUGGCAAUAA
Messenger RNA from Symbiodinium sp. CCMP2456, 336 nucleotides. Lineage: Eukaryota; Dinophyceae; Suessiales; Symbiodiniaceae. The record is from the annotation of a GenBank genome assembly.